Molecule: messenger RNA, 1082 nt
Organism: Saccostrea echinata
Lineage: Eukaryota; Metazoa; Mollusca; Bivalvia; Ostreida; Ostreidae
Product: mucin-2-like
Exons: 4
Coding region: 135-803 (222 amino acids)
Source: RefSeq, a predicted model, not a curated record
UAGCGAAUUCACCUAUUCUAUAUCGUAAUGUUAGGAGAAAUUUAAUCUUUAUUUGUAAAUUGUUUUAGAAUGGUUAUUGCUUUAUUGAUGGUCAAUGUGUAGUUGAUGGACAAACAAAGAAGGAGAACGAAAGCAUGAUCUGUGAUGUUAACCGGAAUGUCUUUGAGUGGUCUUUAGUUGAAGGAAGCACACCAACAGGUGUAUCUAAAGCAGAUUACACGACCAGUGGUUCGAUUUCAGGAGUCACUUCCACACCCAAAGCAGAUGUUACUACUCAGAUGAUGACUACUAAAGAAAAGACAACAAAAUCGGUGACGACAGAAAGUAAUUCAAAAACAACAAUGGUUUCUUUAUCACCAACAACAGAAAAGGAGAAAAUAACAGAAGCUAAAACCACAGCAGUUCUAACUACAUCUAAACUACCAGCUUCGACAUCGUCCAAAAUGACAAGUUCAUUUUCUAAGCCACCAUCUUUAGCUACCAACACAGCGCCACCAAUAACUUCAGGAGUUAUUCAGACAACAGAACAACCUACUAAAAAGCAGCUCCCAACCACGAAAAUGACACCUCCUACGAUGUCAGCAGUCAUGCAUACAACAGAAAAGAUGAACAGUACUGAUACUGUCAUUGUUCCGAUCCCACUGGAGAUCUCAAAAGCCGCUAUUGUUCUGAUCGUUCUAGCAAUCAUAUUCCUGAUAGUAAUAGGGGUGUUUGUUGGUGUCCAAGCCAAGAGGAAAUGGAAUGCUGGAUCCUUUGGAGUUAGAGGGACUGGCCAUGAAAUGAGAUACAGAUCGUUUGAUUAGCUAAUGCCGCCAUUGUCAGAAUCACAGACAAGAUAAUAGUUUAUCCGAAUAUUUCAUAUAAUUAUUUAAAACAUACAACAUUAUGGUCUCCAAUUAGUCAAAAUAGGUAUAUCAUAAUAGCAAUGGAGGAGAAAAUAUUGAAGAUGGAUAAGAACUCAAUUAUAAAAUUUACUAGAAUAUAUUUAUGAUCUUUAUUGCUUUGUUUAAUAUGUUUUAAAUUACUCGGACACUCUUUAAAGCCAGCUUAUUAAAGAUAUCAAUUUUUUAUGAACAGUGAAA